CGAGUCUGCUUUGAGUACCACUAUAACUCCAGGAGAUUAUAAAUUGUACAUGAUGGACAAAACUUCAUAUAAUUAUACAUUUUCAGAAAUAUUCACUAUUUCGAAUAAUAAUCAGUUUAGUUAUGCAACUAAUAAUUCCACUACUCCUAAUAACCCACCCAGUUCCAACCCACCCAGUGCCAGUAAUCUUGAAGGAGUGUUAUUUGAUGCACCUCUAAAUGUUACAGCGGGUUCAAAUAUUGCAAUCACCUGGAGUUAUAGUGGUACUCAAAGCAGACUCGCUGUGUUGGGAAUCAUGAAUUCACAAAAUUCAAAUAUUCAAAUUAUAGAUUCUAAUGUGGACCUUACAAAAAAAAGUCAACCUUGGGUUUUUGUUGUCGGUACAGGAAGUUACAAAUUUUAUUUAAUGGAUAAAAUUUCUUAUGGUUACGCAUAUUCGAAUACAUUUAUUGUUUCACCAAAAUCUGAAG
Molecule: messenger RNA, 470 nt
Organism: Racocetra persica
Lineage: Eukaryota; Fungi; Glomeromycota; Glomeromycetes; Diversisporales; Gigasporaceae
Source: the annotation of a GenBank genome assembly